AUGGCGUCUUCCAACAAUGUUACCCCCACCAACUGUAGCUGGUGGCCCAUCUCCGCCAUGGAGGACGAGGACGGACAGAUCCAGGACGGGGAGGACAGCGAGGAGCGUAACGCAGAGCCCAGACCGUUCUCCAAAGACCGGCUGGUGUUGUACCACUGGACACAGUCGUUCAGCUCCCAGAAGGUCCGUCUAGUCAUCCAUGAGAAGGGCCUGAUCUGCGAUGAGAGGGACGUGAGUCUGCCCUUGCAGGAGCACAAGGAGCCUUGGUUCAUGAGGCUGAACCUGGGGGAGGAGGUGCCUGUCUUCAUCCACGGGGACACCAUCGUCAGCGACUACAACCAGAUCAUCAACUACAUGGAGAAAACCUUUGCAGGAGAGGCAGUGGCUCCGCUGAUCCCGGAGGCCGACUCCCCGGCCCACGAGCGCGUGCAGCAGUACCGCCAGCUCCUGGACGGCCUGCCCAUGGACGCGUACACCCACGGGUGCAUUCUGCACCCCGAGCUCACCACCGACUCCAUGAUCCCCAAGUACGCCACCGCAGAGAUCCGGAGACACCUGGCAAACGCUGCGUCUGAGCUGAUGAAAUUGGACCACGAAGAACCUCAGCUGACAGAACCAUACCUCUCCAAGCAGAAGAAGCUCAUGGCCAAAAUCUUGGAACACGAUAAUGUGAAUAACCUGAAGAAAAUUCUGGGAGAGUUGAUCAUGGUUCUAGAUCAAGUGGAAGCUGAACUGGAGAAGAGGAACCUGGAGUAUCAAGGGGAGAAGUGUGAGUUGUGGCUGUGUGGACCUGAAUUUACGCUAGCAGAUAUUUGCCUGGGAGCCUUGUUGCACAGGCUCAAGUUCUUGGGACUUUCGAAAAAAUACUGGGAGGACGGCAGCCGGGCAAACCUCCAGUCCUAUUUUUUGCGCGUGCAGAAACGCUAUGCGUUCCGCAAGGUGCUGGGAGACAUCCACAGCACGCUGCUGUCUGCCGUGCUGCCCAACGCCUUCCGCAUGGUGAAGAAGAAGCCGCCAUCUUUCUUCGGGGCCUCCUUCCUCAUGGGCUCCCUCGGAGGGAUGGGCUACUUUGCCUAUUGGUUUUUAAAAAAGAAAUAUAUGUAG
Molecule: messenger RNA, 1104 nt
Organism: Gadus chalcogrammus (walleye pollock)
Lineage: Eukaryota; Metazoa; Chordata; Actinopteri; Gadiformes; Gadidae
Gene: gdap1l1
Product: ganglioside induced differentiation associated protein 1-like 1
Exons: 6
Coding region: 1-1104 (367 amino acids)
Source: RefSeq, a predicted model, not a curated record